Molecule: messenger RNA, 999 nt
Organism: Ctenocephalides felis (cat flea)
Lineage: Eukaryota; Metazoa; Arthropoda; Insecta; Siphonaptera; Pulicidae
Exons: 6
Coding region: 1-999 (332 amino acids)
Cellular component (GO): extracellular region
Molecular function (GO): chitin binding
Source: RefSeq, a predicted model, not a curated record
AUGGCUCAUGCUAAAUUGCCUAUAAUACUUUUGCUUAAGCUUCAUUAUUGGCAAGCACCUGCAUUUGGCGGCAGAUUAACUUAUUAUCUUUCCUUAAAAACAAAUAAUGGUAAACUCAAACUGGCUCAUGAACAGUUCAAGAAAACAAAACUAUACAGCGAUUUGUUAGAAAAAUGUGUUGAAUUUAAUAUAUCAGAAUAUAAACCAAUUAAUAUACCUGAACCUCAAUUUAAAUGCGAAGUAGAAGGCAUAUUUAAAGACGAAAACGAUAUUACUUGCAAAUGGUAUUAUCGGUGUAAGCAUGACAGGGAUGGUUCCUUACAAAAAUCACAUGAGAAGUGUCCAGGAUCAACAUAUUUUAGUUAUCGCCACCAUGGCUGUGUAGGAAUAGGAGAAACCGACUGUUUUAUUGGAACGGCAUUGCCAUCAGAAACAACAGCAACCACUUUACCAACAACUAUUGUCCCACCAACAAUUAAACCCACAAAUGUACUACCAUUUACAUGUACCAAAGAAGGACGCUUCAAAGAUGCAUUAGAUGUCACUUGCAAAAUGUAUUAUUUAUGCGUGAUAGGUGACAACGGAAAAUUUAAUCUCGGGCAUUAUAGCUGCCCCGGCACGACAUUGUUUAGUAUCAGAUAUAAAAGGUGUGUCAAUGCAGAUCUUUCGGCAUGUGAACCUUUAACUUCUACAACCACACCAACAGAAACCAAUCCUCCACAGACCACACAAGCAUCCACAACUGAAUCACCUGAGUUUAUAUGUGAAUCAGAAGGAAGAUUUAAAGAUGAACAAGAUUUAACUUGUAUUACUUGUGCGUACUUAGCGAAAAAGGAAAUAUGCAAAAAGGGCAUUAUCAGUGUCCUGGAACAACACUUUUUAGCACUGGGUAUAAAAGAUGCGUUGAAGCGUCUAGUUCUGGUUGUGUUCCCGUUACGUCAGCACCAACUGAAAUACCUACAAGCACAACCACAAUCGAUUCAACAAAUACAACAAUAG